GUUCGAAACACAAAGUUAUUUUGGUAAGCGGGUGCUACCUAGAUUUUGGUAUUUUUGAGACGGAAUUGAUAAAUGUUUUCUACAUAUAGCUAGCUAAUUGCAAAGUGAGCAGCAAAGAUGGUGCUUCACCUUGAUAAAGAGCAUGCACUGUUGGAAUGGGUUAACCACCUGAAUGUGGACCUCCCGGUGCGGAGCAUCAACGAUUUACAGGAUGGCAUUUUGUUGAUGAAGCUCGUCUAUAAACUGAGAAAGGAAGAGCCCGCAAAGUCCUAUUUGGACCAGCAUGUCCAGGAGAGGCUGAAAGUGGUCUCUGACUUCCUGCAAGGUGACUGCAGGUGCAGCACGGAACGGGGAGCUCUCAUCUCCUGGGACAACAUCAGCAAUGGCCUAAACCUGGAGGUGGAGUUAUCCAAGGUGCUUGUGCUCCUGUACUACCAUAGUGUGAUCAACAACCAUGUUGACCUGAACCAACUGGAAUACAAGUUUGAGGUUGAGCUUGCCUCCAUGCUCCGCUUUGUAUUGGACAAUGAGAAUAGCCUCUACUUGAGUGAGAACUUGGAGAAAUAUCUAAGGAAGAAGCCCCUGUUUAGUUUCAACAGUGACAUCUCCAGUACCUCCUCAUCCUCCUUGUUCAACGACGAGUCCCCAGUCUUCCAACGCAGAAAGAAGAUCGGUUCAGUUCAGUUUCUGGACCUACAAACUGUUGCGUCCUCGUCUGUCAGUUCUCCCCUGCAGGAUGUGAUGAACACUCCUCAGUUCCAGCUGAAGAAGCUGCAGAGGCAGCUGCGUCAGGAGAGAGACAUGAGGGAUGAGCUGGAGAAAGACCUGACCACCAGCGCCACCACCCUCACCCAGAGAGAGAGUCAGAUCUGUCAGCUGCAGCACCGUAUUGAGAAGCUGCUGAGGGAGCAAGCUGAGCAGGAGCAGGAGCCCCGGGAUGAGCUACAAGAACUGCACAGCAAGAACGAGGGGCUGCGGACCCGUCUCCAUGAGGUGCUGAAGGAGUGCCAAGCGUUAAAGACCAACUCAUCUCAGAUGGAGCGGAAGGUGGAUAGCCUGACAGAGGAGAAUGGCACCCUUUCUGCCCAGAUGCGUGAAGUGAUUGCUCGGUUGGCGAGUGCUGAGGCUGAGGUGGACAGGCUGACUGAGGCCCAGGACUCUGCUCAGGGGGAGUGGAGCAGCAGACACUGCCACCUUCAGGCUGAACUCAACCAGGCCACUGCUCAGAAGGAGUGUCUGAGUGAACAGAUGCUGAUCCUGCAGAGCAAGAUCUCCUCUCUAGAGGACGAGCUGAGUAAAGCCAAAAUGCAGGAAAAAGGAGAGGUUAUGGGCCCUAUCUUGGAGUGGGAGCAGCUGAAACAGGAGCUGGCUGAUGCCACCCUCAGGCACGCAGAGUGUGAGUGCACCAUCGCUCGUCUGAAGGGGGAGAAGGAGCAGGCUGCCACCCUGCAUGCCCAGGAGAGGGCCUCGCUACAGGCAGAGAGCCAGAGACUGCAGGUCCUGGUGACUGAGCUCCAGGAAGCCUUGAGUGCUCUGCGCGCUGACAGAGAGGCUCUGGAGUUGGCCUCCAAGGAGGAGAGGGAGUCCCUGACUGCUCAGCUCCACACCCUGACUGCUGAGGUGGCCAGCCUUACCCAGACUGUACAACAAAGGGAGCAGGAGGUGAAGGCGCUGGGGGAGGAGGUGCAGCAGGAGUGCAUGCAGAGAGGGGAGCUGAACCUGGCUAUGGAGCAGCAGGAGAGGGAGGCCAGAGAGGAGAUCCAGGAGCUGACCAGCCACGUGGACACCAUGGGUGCCUCUCUGAGGAGGGCUGAGGAGGAGGUGCAGGUCAGGGAGAAGCAGCUUACCAGGCAGCAGCAGGAGAGCGCUCUACAGAGGGAGGUCCUACAGGAGGAGAUGGCUGCAUCUGAGAAAGCGUUAAAAGAGCUGAAGGAGCAGGAAGAGGCCGUUAGAGAGGAGGCCACUCGACUGCACCAGGAGAUAACUACACAUGCUACGGACCUCUGCAGCCUGAGGCAGGAGCACACUGCUCUGCAGGAGCAAUUGGCUAGGCAGCAAGAGGAGAUCUCCCUAGAAAAGGAGGCACAGUCCGCAGCCCACAGGGAGAAGGAAGCGGUGAAGGAGGAGCUCUCUCAACUCCAGGAUGAGGUGAGGAGCCUGGGGGAACAGAUGGCCCAGCUGGAGGAGGCUCAGAGGGAGAAGGAGCGUCUCCUCCUUCAGUCCACAGAGAACAUAGAGACCCUCCAGACAGAGAGAGCCGCUGCCUCGUCCCUCGCUGAAGCCAAAGACCUGGAGCUCAGCAGCCUGAGAGAGGAGGUGAGGGCCAGGGAGGAGCAGCUAGCCAUGCAACAAGAGGAGUACCGCUUACAGCAGGAGGAGCUACAGGAGGAGCUUGCAGCUCAGGAGAAUGAAAUCAGUAACAUGAGAGAGCGGCUCGCUGGCCUGAUGGACCAGAUCUCUCUGCUGAAGGAGGUGUGUCAGGAGGGCAAAAACAUGGAGGCCCUGAGAGAAGAGCACACUGCCCAGUUGGAGCAGCUGCGGCUAGUGAAGGAGCAGGUCGAAGAGGUCCAGGAGAGGAAUGAGGAGACCUCGGCAGCUCUCAGGGAGAAGGAGUCGUCUCUCAGGGAGAAGGAGGAGAGCCUCCGGAGGCUGGAGGAGGAGCUACAGUCCACCACCUCUCUGGCCUCCCAGAGACGACAGGAAGAACUGACCUCACUCAAGGAGGAAGUCAUGUCGCUGCAGGAGGAGGUGGAGAGGAGGCGUGCAGCGGAGGCCCUGGCAGUUGAGGCGAGGGAGGUGGCUAGGGAACAGGAGUCUAAACGUAUGGAACUGGAGGAGAGCGUGUCAGCCCUACAGCAGCAGCUGGACUCAGCCAUCCAGGACAAUGAUAUGAAGAGACAGAAGUGUGAGAGGCUGGAGCAGGACCUGGAGCAGAGAGGAACACGGGUGGAAGAGCUGAGGCAGCAGGAGGAUGGCGCCAGACUGGAGGCCACUCGACUCCGCCAGGAGAUCUCUACACAUCUCAGCCAUCUGGAGGUAGUGCAGAGGGGGAAGGAGGAGCUAGCCAGGCAGCAGGAGGAGCUGAGAGGGGAGGUGUCCCUCCAUCAGCAGAGAGCUUCAGUGCUCCAGCAGAGCCUGGAGGAGCAGGAGGUCGCUAUGAGAGUGUUAAAGGAGCAGACGGAGAGCACCAGAGAGGAGGCCACUGUGAAGAUGGAGGCCCUACAGGCUCAGCUGGAGGUAGUGUCGUCUCUGGCCGCAGCUAAAGACCUGCAGCUCAGCACUCUGAGAGAGGAGGCCACUGCCUUACAGGAACAACUAGCUAAGAGAGAGCAGGAGAUCUCCCUUCAGAAGGAGGUGCUGCAGGAGGCCCAAGGGGAGGAGUCAGUGGAGGCACUGAGAGAGGAGCUGGCCAGGCAACAGGAGGAGCUGAGAGAGGAGCUAAUCCUCCAGCAGCAGAGAGCUCAGUCCUUAGAACAGAGCCUGGAGGAGCAGCAGGAGGCCCUGAAAGAGCUGACCGUGAAGGAGGAGAGAGCCAGAGAGGAGGCCACUCAACUCCGCCAGGAGAUCUCCACACAUCUCAGCCGUCUGGAGGAGGUGCAGAGGGAGCAGGAGGGAAAAGCAAGAGAGGAGUCAACUGUGAAAAUGGAGGCCCUACAGGCUCAGCUGGAGGUAGUGUCGUCUCUGGCCGCAGCUAAAGACCUGCAGCUCAGCACUCUGAGAGAGGAGGCCUCUCUACUCUGCCAGGAGAACACCAAACGGGCAGCUGAUCUAAAGGACGUGCAGUGGGAGAAGAUUCGUAUGGAGAGCCUGUUGAACGAGGAGCACAGAGCCUUACAGGAGGAACUGGCCAAGGAGCAGGAGGAGCUGAGGGGAGAGGUGUCCCUCCACCAGCAGAGAGCUGCAGAGCUCCAGCAGAGCCUGGAGGAGAAGCAGGAGGCCCUUAGAGAGCUGAAGGAGCAGCUUGUCCAGCAGCAGGAGGACAGCUCCCUACAGAAGGACUUGCAGGAUGCCCAGGCUGCAGCCCUCCAGGAGGAGGUGGUAGACGCUCUGAGAAGGGAGGUGACCCUCCACCAGCAGAGAGCUUCAGUGCUCCAGCAGAGCCUGGAGGAGCAGGAGGUCGCUAUGAGAGAGCAGGAGGAGAAGAGCACAGAGGAAGCCACUCUGAAGAUGGAGGCCCUCCAAGCAGCUAAAGACAUGCAGCUCAGCACUCUGACAGAGAAGGCCACUACCUUACAGGAGCAGCUAGCUAAGAGGGAGCAGGAGAUCUCCCUUCAGACGGAGGCGCUGCAGGAGGCCCACAUGGAGAAGGAGUCAGUGGAGGCACUGAGAGAGGAGCUGGCCAGGCAACAGGAGGAGCUAGUCCUCCAGCAGCAGAGAGCUCAGUCCUUAGAACAGAGCCUGGAGGAGCAGCAGGAGGCCCUGAAAGAGCUGACAGUGAAGGAGGAGAGAGCCAGAGAGGAGGCCACUCUGAAGAUGGUGGCCCUCCAAGCAGCUAAGGACUUGGAGCUCAGCACCCUGAGACAGGAGGCUACACAACUCCGCCAGGAGAUCUCCACACAUGUCAGCCACCUGGAGGAGGUGAAGAGCGAGGGCCCCCUGAGAGAGGAGCACACUGCCUUACAGGAGCAGCUGGCCAAGCAGCAGGAGGACAGCUCCCUACAGAAGGACUUGCAGGAGGCCCAGGCUGCAGCCCUCCAGGAGGAGGUGGUAGACGCUCUGCGAAGGGAGGUGACCCUCCACCAGCAGAGAGCUUCAGUGCUCCAGCAGAGCCUGGAGGAGCAGGAGGUCGCUAUGAGAGAGCAGGAGGAGAAGAGCACAGAGGAGGCCACUCUGAAGAUGGAGGCCCUCCAAGCAGCUAAAGACAUGCAGCUCAGCACAAUGACAGAGAAGGCCACUACCUUACAGGAGCAGCUAGCUAAGAGGGAGCAGGAGAUCUCCCUUCAGACGGAGGCGCUGCAGGAGGCCCACAUGGAGAAGGAGUCAGUGGAGGCACUGAGAGAGGAGCUGGCCAGGCAACAGGAGGAGCUGAGAGAGGAGCUAGUCCUCCAGCAGCAGAGAGCUCAGUCCUUAGAACAGAGCCUGGAGGAGCAGCAGGAGGCCCUGAAAGAGCUGACAGUGAAGGAGGAGAGAGCCAGAGAGGAGGCCACUCUGAAGAUGGUGGCCCUCCAAGCAGCUAAGGACUUGGAGCUCAGCACCCUGAGACAGGAGGCUACACAACUCCGCCAGGAGAUCUCCACACAUGUCAGCCACCUGGAGGAGGUGAAAAGCGAGGGCCCCCUGAGAGAGGAGCACACUGCCUUACAGGAGCAGCUGGCCAAGCAGCAGGAGGAAAACUCCCUACAGAAGGAACUGCUGCAGGAGGUGCAGGCCACAGUCCUCCAGGAGAGGGAGGCUAAGGAGGCACUGAGAGGGGAGGUGUCCCUCCACCAGCAGAGAUCUGCUGAGCUCCUGCAGAGCCUGGAAGAGCAGAAGGUUGCUAUGAGGGAGGAUCUAGUCAGGCAGAAGGAGGAAGGGCAGGCAGCAGGCCAGGUGGAGAAGGAGUUGAUGGAGCAAGAGAAGGAGGCUCUGUUAACCCGGGCGCUCCAGGCAGAGCAGAACCAGAGCAAGCUGGAAGAGAGCAUGGCUGAGCUGCGAGCCCAGGCAGAGAGCAGAGAAAGUGGCCAGAGACAACAGCUGGAUGCCCUGCUCCUGGAGAAGGAGAGGCUGACUGAGGGUAACCAGGUCUUGGAGAUGAAAUGUAGCGCCGCCCAGAGGCUGGAGGCUGUACUGCAGGAGGAACUGGCCCUGCUGACAGAACAGAUGGAGGGAACCGAGUUGGAGAAACAGGUCAGAGAUCUACGGGAACAACUUGCUGCCAACACUGAGGUAGUGGAACACUACAAAACACAGGUUGAGAAGGCCAAGAGCCACUACUCGGGGAAGAAGCAGCAGCUUGUGGAGUCUCAGGAGCAGGUGACGGAGCUGCAGCGCAGCCUAGAGGUCAGAGAGCAUGAGGUCAACGCCGUUACCACAGAGAUGAAGCUGCUGCAGAAUGAGCUGGAGAAGGCCAGGAGCAAAGAGAAGAGCCUCAGCUCCAAGGUCAACACUCUGGAAGCACAGCUUGCGUUUGCUGACCGUCACCUUCGGGAGCAGAGCCAGGUUCGACCUGAGGGGGGACCAGGCAGGAUUGAGAAGAUGAGAGGGGGUAGAGAGAGUGUCUAUCUGAAAGUCCCCCAGAGCCAGACUCACCAGGAGACCAGCGGCGACAGCCUGGACCUGAGCCUGGACGACUCCCUCAACACUACCACGAGGCCGUUGAGGCCUGACGAGUCCAGUACUCCCCUGGUGCGUAGCUCGGAGCGUGUAGCUGCUAAACGGCGUGCUCUGGGAGGGGAUUCACUGGAGACCCUCUACUUCACCCCCAUGAAUAACCGUCAGAUCAGCAGGAGCAGCACUGAGCGCCGGCUAGAGGGUAGCAUCACAUCUCUGGGAGAGCUGGCUCUGGACUCAGCCAGGAAGAGACCACCCACCUCCUCAGCUAGACGCCGACGGACCACCCAGGUCAUCAACAUCACCAUGAGCAAGAAGACCCCUGGUCGCGGAGGAGCAGGAGGGGAUAGUGACAACGAGACGUUCUACAGCCUGGCCUCCGUCCGCUCCCAUCCCAACAUCACCGGAAGAACACACACCGCACGACCUGUCUCCAUGGAGAUCUUCCACACACCCGGAAAACCUGCCGUUGCCUUGAGCGAUCAGCUCCUCGGUCUCCCUGGAUACCGUCGAAGCACCGUCCACGUUGCAGCUCCACAGAGUACGGGCCAGUUCUGUGUGGGGGCAGAGAAUGAGCCUGACCAUGCUGCUGAUGACUGGCUACGCAUCGCUGAGCUGCAGGCCAGAAACCAGUCCUGUCUGCCUCACCUAAAGAGCAGCUAUCCUCUGGAGUCCAGGCCCAGCCUGGGACCGUCCUUUGAGUUCACCGACGAUGACCUGCGCAUGGGCGACCCCACGGAGACUAUCCGUAGAGCCUCUGUGAUGCCCGGACAGAUUCAGGAGUCUCUGUCAUCCCACCGGCUCUCACUCCACCCGGGACCGGCCGACAGCACCACGGCCACCAGGCCAGCCUACGGCUCUCACCGCCUCUCACUGAUGCCCCCCAAACCUAAAGCCAGCAGCACCUUGAACAACCAGAACACACACAACCUCAGGGGGAGCAACCUGUCACUCAAACGCUCAGCCAAAGAUCAGGAACCAGACACACCUGAGGCUAAGAGGAUGGCAACCAGCUGUUUCCCGCGCCCUCUUACCCCUAAAGGAAGUCGUUUCAGCUUAUCCAACAACCGGCAGCCUCUUAGCCCUGCUGAGCGGAGACAGUCCAUGGUGUUCUCCAUCGACAACACGCCUCGUAAGGCAGCCUCCAAGAGCGGCUUCCUACAGAGAGGCAUGAGUAAGAUUCGCAGCUCCACGCGUAAAUCCCCAGGGAACAAAAGCUCCCGUGUCCCGCGGUCCGGAGAUGGGAAGUCUCCCCGCAGUGGAGCCGGGAGUGUGAAGUCCCCUCAGCCGGGAGGGAAGGCACAGAGGAAGUCCCCACGGACCAACAGCAUCAAGUCUCCAGCGAACUCCACCAGCGCACGCAAGGAACCUGAGGUGUUGGUUGGAAAGCCCAUUCAUCUGAGCAGAUGAACUUCAGGAGGAAGAUGUGAACGAACAUCUGAUCACUCUAAACACGUUUUCUUUUACAUAAUCUACCAAGAAUAAUCAUUCAAUUGUUUUAUGUGCAAUAACUACAAGUAUACUUUCACCAGAGGUUAUAUUAUAUUUACUUAGAACGUAGUGCUAAUUUGGGUUUUAAUCAUUUGGUUUCUUUUGAGAUUUAAAAUCUCAAUGUUUUUAUUUUAUUUGACCCCCUAAUGAUGUAAUUGUAACAGUUAAGCCCUGUUCAAUGGGGUGGUGAGGUAUCCAAUACUGUUAUAGGUCACCUACUGUACGUGUAUACCUGGUACACUGAAUCAUCAUGAUGCAUCACGCUUUGACUUUAUUUAAUCUCAUCUUCUUUGGCUUUUUAAAGUCUCUCCCCCCCCCUCCUUUUAGCUUUAAAACCUUUUUGUAUCAUAUUUACAUGAAUUGUCUUUCAAAUAAAAAGUAUUAAACAAUCUGUAAAA
Messenger RNA from Salvelinus namaycush (lake trout), 8138 nucleotides. RefSeq names its product nuclear mitotic apparatus protein 1 (gene numa1). Lineage: Eukaryota; Metazoa; Chordata; Actinopteri; Salmoniformes; Salmonidae. Gene Ontology annotation, cellular component: centrosome; spindle pole; spindle microtubule. The coding region runs from base 118 to 7659 and encodes 2513 amino acids. The transcript is spliced from 25 exons. Gene Ontology annotation, molecular function: microtubule binding. The record is from RefSeq and is a predicted model, not a curated record. Gene Ontology annotation, biological process: establishment of mitotic spindle orientation.